Messenger RNA from Portunus trituberculatus (swimming crab), 2325 nucleotides. RefSeq names its product solute carrier family 46 member 3-like. Gene Ontology annotation, molecular function: transmembrane transporter activity. Gene Ontology annotation, biological process: transmembrane transport. The record is from RefSeq and is a predicted model, not a curated record. The coding region runs from base 460 to 1845 and encodes 461 amino acids. Lineage: Eukaryota; Metazoa; Arthropoda; Malacostraca; Decapoda; Portunidae. The transcript is spliced from 9 exons. Gene Ontology annotation, cellular component: membrane.
CAAUGUUACAUCUCUUCUUAUCUUCUACCGCUAUUUUCAUGCCAACUGCUCUUCUGAUCUUUCUGACUACAUGCCUCGCGUCCUCUCGAGGCCUCACUACACAAGACUUUCUUCAUUCCUUCAUCCCUAUUCUGCCCAUCUCUCUAAUGCAAGAGUUAAGCAGUUUCCGCAAUCAUUCAUCUUUUACUCUGGUUAACCCUGGAACUCUGCCUGUUUCUGUAUUUCCACCUUUCUAUGACUUGAAUUCUUUCAAGAGCGAAGUUUCAAGACACUUAUCUUAUGGCUUUGGGUGAUGUUUUUGCCUUUGUAUGACUUAACAGCUUGGUGAGCCUAUUUUUUCUUGUAAUUGUUUGUUGGCCUUGCCGGCACCGUUCAAACAUGAAAAAAGGGACAAGAUAUAGGGAAAGUAAACACUAUUCUUUUUCUAGGGUGUAACAAGGACUUCUCAUUAGAGUCAAGAUGUUCAGGGUGACAGUGGAGCCGGCAGUGCUUCUCUACUGUGUCUCCCAAGUGGUGCAUCACAGCCUGCUUCAAGAUUUUAUUUUCACCAAGUUGUGCUACGAACAGUAUUCGCAAGAGGUGUGUGUUGCGAGGUGGAAGGAAGAUACAGUGACAGAUGUUGAAUGCGUGGAGUACCAGGCGGUGAACUACGUGAUGUGGCUGAGUGUAAUCACAAGCAUCCUGUCCGUCAUCAUGGCCCAGUUCUUCGGUGUGGCACUUGACAGGUAUUCACCCAAGGCGGUGAUGACGGCCCCCUUCAUGGGUUUCCUUGCGCAGCACCUGGUGUGCGUGGUGGUGGCGGCCAUGCCAACCGUGCCGCUGGCAGUGAUGUAUGUCGGUGCCACGCUGAACGGCCUAUCAGGAGGUUAUCCAUUAUUUAAGUCUGCUGUGAGCAGCUACGUGGUGAGGACAGCAUCGCCGAAGGAGCGGACCUUCCUGCUCUCGGUGGUGGAAGGGAUGGUGUUCCUGGGCGGCGCACUGGGGCCUUUCACCCUUAAGCAAAUAAUAGCCUCCACCACCAUUGGACAUGACUACUUGUUUGUUGGCAGUGAGAUGUCGUUGGUGGUGGCCUUGCUCUACAUUGUUUUCAUCCUGCCGGACUCCCAAUCGACAUCUCAGGAGAAUGCUGAGCUUCCUCAAGAACACAGCGGAACAACACUCUUUACUCCGGUCAAAAGCGUACUGAAAAACUUCACCGGCUCUGUUUCCACGGUCCUACGCCACAGACCAGCUGGGAAACGCACUUCAAUUCUCCUUCUGAUAUUAGCAGACUUUUUCAUAGCUAUUUCCUAUUCUGCUGAGUCUGACUUACGGUAUAUGUACAUGCACAACUAUCUUGGGUUUAACUUGGAUCAGUACUCCCUGUACCUGGUCAUCAAGAACUUGGUGAAUGGCAUAUCGCUGCUGGGAGUGUUACCAUUGCUACGCCUUGUAUUUGAUAUCAGCGAUGCUUCACUUGGCAUACUGGGAGGGGCUUCGAGGAUGGUGGCCUUCACGAUGUUGGCACUCAAUUCUUCCCACACUCUCACUUACAUAGUGCCAUUCUUGGACGUGUUCGGGCAGUACUUGUUUGUUGUGCUGAGGUCAUCCUUGUGUGGCCUUGUAAAUAAGGAAGAGCAAGGACGUGUGUUGACCGUACUGUCGUCGCUGGCACAGAUGUCUAUGUUAGUCGGAUCGCUUUUAUUUGAUAAUGUGUAUCCUGCCUUAGUGUUGCUGGCACAUCCUGGGUACACUUUCCUUGUGGCCGCCACCUCUAUGGCCACUGCCACUACGAUAUUCAUAUGCAUCCGUUGUUGUCGGGCAAAUGAAGGCACAAGUGAAGAGACGCAACCGAUUCUACGGUGAAAAAAUAUGUAUAGAUGCAUAGAUGUAUUAAUAGGCAAUUAUCUACGUAUCAUGAUUGAGAAGAGGAAAGAAUAAUCAUAAUGGUGAUCACUCUGACUUACAGGGGCAGCAAUAGCUCCUGUACAAUUCCUCUGGAAGAGUUCCAAAGAGUUAUGUACUGAACAAUUAUAUAUGAUUAAAAACACUUUACAUAUGUGAUAUAGAAGUAAAGAUUCAUCGUGAAAAAAUGUAGAGUGUUAUUUUAAUAGAUAAAUAUAAAAUCAUGUCAAUUUAUUUUAUUUUAAGGAAAAUUCCCAUAUGAUGGGAGAGUAUGUUUUCACAAGAUAGUGUUGUUACAUUACACAAAACCUUGACACCACCAAGAAAAAUAAGUAAGUGCUAUAUAGACGCCACGUUGGCAAAGAUUUUUUUCUUUUUUUUUUAUGAAAGAGGGAGAACUACCAAGGGCAAAAAACUGAAUAUUAGAAUAAAAGGUUCACU